Molecule: messenger RNA, 2675 nt
Organism: Pogoniulus pusillus (Red-fronted tinkerbird)
Lineage: Eukaryota; Metazoa; Chordata; Aves; Piciformes; Lybiidae
Gene: CASC3
Product: CASC3 exon junction complex subunit
Exons: 14
Coding region: 30-2186 (718 amino acids)
Biological process (GO): mRNA processing
Cellular component (GO): exon-exon junction complex
Molecular function (GO): mRNA binding
Source: RefSeq, a predicted model, not a curated record
CCCCCCCCUCCCCCGCCGCGCCUGGCAAGAUGGCGGACCGGCGGCGGCAGCGAGCCUCGCAGGACAGCGAGGACGACUCGGACUCGGCCGCCUCGGAUAGCGCCGAUUCGGCCGCCAGCGCUGCUCGCUCCCGCUCCGCAUCCGGCUCCGCGUCGGGAUCCGGUUCGCCUCGCCCGUCGCACCGCGCUUCCCGGGGAGCUGCCGGGGCUCUGAGCGCUGGGCCGCGGGGCCGCGGAGCGGAGAGCGCUGCCGGGGGUGCGGCCAAGAGCGCGCCCGAGUCGGAGUGUGAAAGUGAGGAUGGCAUCGAAGGAGAUGCCGUUCUCUCGGAUUACGAAAGCGCCGAAGACUCGGAGGCAGAGGAAGAGGAUUAUAGCGAGGAGGAAAGUGCCAAAGUGGAGCUGAAGCAGGACAGCAACGAUUCCUGCGAGUCAGCAGCCAGAGCAGAGAAGGGAGAUGAGAAACCUGAGCCCAAGGGGGCUGUGACCGGCGAGAGGCAGAGCGGGGAUGGGCAGGAGAGCACCGAGCCCGUGGAGAAUAAGGUUGGGAAGAAAGUUCCCAAGCAUCUGGACGAUGAUGAGGACCGGAAGAACCCAGCCUACAUCCCACGCAAGGGCCUCUUCUUCGAGCACGACCUCCGGGGGCAGACGCAGGAGGAGGAGGUCAGGCCAAAGGGUCGUCAGAGGAAGCUGUGGAAGGAUGAGGGCCGCUGGGAGCAUGACAAGUUCCGGGAGGAUGAGCAGGCCCCCAAGACCAGGCAGGAGCUGAUUGCGCUCUACGGCUACGACAUCAGAUCCGCCCACAGCCCCGAGGACAUCAAGCCCAGGAGGAUGCGCAAGCCCAGGUUUGGGAGCCCUCCUCAGCGAGACCCCAACUGGUCCAACGAGAGACCAAAUAAACCCCCGAGGCACCAAGGAGCAGACAGCACUUCAGCUGCCCCCCGAACCUUCACCAGCAGGAGCUCUGCUGGCACAGGGAGGAUGCCCCCUCCUAGGAACUACCCCCGGGUGGGGGGCUACAAGGAGAGCCGCCCCAGCUACCGAGCCUCAGAGGCAGGGCAGCAGCUGUCCCGGGGCAGUGAGCAGGCCAAGCAGGACAGCAACUACAGAGCCAAACGCCCUGAGCACAGUCCCCCUAGGGACAAGUCCCCGGAGCUGGAGGCAGCACACGGCCACGGCAGCCCUAGCAGGGAGGAGCUUGCUUUGGACAGCCAGGCCACUGCUGUUGAUGCUGCACAGCCACCACCAGACAGGCCAGUGGAGAAGAAGUCUUACUCCCGGGCAAGAAGGACCAGAGUCAAAGCUGGGGAGGCAGGGAAGCUGGCAGAUGAGGUGCCCACCUCGGAGGGGCUGGCUCCUGUGCCUCCAAAGCCUGUCCAAGCUGAGACAUCCACCCCACCACCCAAGAGCAGUAACUGGGAGUCUGCAGUAGAAGCCAACUUGGAUGGACUGGAGCAGGAGAUGACUCAGAUGAACCUCGCUGAGCAGAACUGGAGCCCAGGGCAGUCCCAGUUCCUCCAGCCCCGGGAGCUGCGGGGUAUUUCUAACCAUAUGCACGUGGGAACUGGGCCACCACCUCAGUUCAACAGGAUGGAGGAAAUGGCGGUGCAGGGAGGCCGUGCCAAGCGCUACUCGUCGCAGCGCCAGAGACCCCCGGUGCCAGAGCCUGCGCCCCCCAUGCACAUCAGCAUCAUGGAAGGGCACUACUAUGACCCACUACAAUUCCAGGGACCAAUCUACACCCACAGUGAGAACCCAGCCCCGCUGCCACCCCAAGGGAUGAUUGUCCAGCCAGAAAUGCACCUCCCUCAUCCAGGUUUACAUCCCCACCAGACGCCAGCCCCCAUGGCAAACCCUGGGCUGUACCCUCCGCCAGUCUCCAUGCCCCCCGGGCAGCCCCCGCCGCAGCAGCUGCUCGCUCCAACUUACUUCUCCCCUCCUGGAGUGAUGAAUUUUGGGAAUCCUGGCUACCCCUACCCCCCAGGAGCUCUGCCUCCUCCACCCCCUCCUCAUCUCUAUUCCAACACGCAGGCCCAGUCCCAGGUCUAUGGAGGGGUCACCUACUACAACACUGUCCAGCAGCAAGUGCAGCCCAAGCCGUCGCCGCCUCGCCGCACCUCCCAACCUGUCACUAUCAAGCCACCACCUCCUGAGCUUCUCGUUGCAGGUGGUAAGCAGGGCUCCAGUUAAGUUGAGUUUCUAAAUACUUAUAAACUAAAUCCACCUCAAAACAGGACAGCAAAGGUGAAAAGUCAAAGGAGAGGACCAACACGUAGGGGUGUGGCUGUGGGAAUCCCCGUGACAGACUCAGCUCCUCGGCAGGGAGGAAGCUCCUCUGGAAAGGCUCCUUCCCUGCGCCUGGGUGAGGCAGCAGGAUGCCACCAGCUGCACCAUCCUGCGCUCAGGGCCGGGCACCUUCCCUCUCCGGUUUUCCUGGUGCCCUCCCCAGACCCAUCUGGCUGCUGCUCCUGUGUCCUCCUUCCCCCUCCUGCGCUGAGGUCACCGAGGAACCAACCCCCAGCGUCGGCCCUUUGGCCACAACCUCUCUCAACGUCUCUCACUGCACCUCUGCCCCUUCCCUCCCCGGGGUGUUCCUUUGGCUUGGUUGUGCUCUCUCCCUCUUUGUAUUUAAGAGAUGAAGCAGCUCCCUCAGUAAAGCUGAUUUGUUUCUUUUGGGUA